UUAUUCCAUGGCUUUAUAAUCUUCCACCAAAUGACAAGCAUUAUUAUCCUCUUUACGUAAAAUGUAUUGAAUUAGAUAUUCCAUUUUUUACACAAGUUGGACACACAGGACCAUUAUGUCCAUCGGAAACAGGAAGACCAAUUCCUUAUAUUGAUGAAAUCGCACUUACAUUUCCUCAAUUAAAAAUUGUUGGAGGGCAUAUUGGUUAUCCUUGGACAACUGAAAUGAUUAGUGUUUGUUGGAAGCAUCCUAAUGUAUACAUCGAUACUUCGGCAUACCUUCCUCGUUAUUAUCCACAAGAACUUAUUCAUUAUAUGAGUACAUAUGGUCAAGACAAAGUUUGUUAUGGUACAAAUUUUCCUCAACUUGGUUGGAAAGAUACAAUGAAACAAGUAAAUGAAUUAGGAUUAAGUGAUCAAAUUAAAGACAAAUUUUUGUAUAAAAAUAUGGCAAAACUGCUUAAAUUAGAAAACAAGGCAAAAUUAUAA
This is a messenger RNA of Racocetra persica, 488 nucleotides long. The record is from the annotation of a GenBank genome assembly. Lineage: Eukaryota; Fungi; Glomeromycota; Glomeromycetes; Diversisporales; Gigasporaceae.